Molecule: messenger RNA, 162 nt
Organism: Suillus bovinus
Lineage: Eukaryota; Fungi; Basidiomycota; Agaricomycetes; Boletales; Suillaceae
Exons: 1
Source: RefSeq, a predicted model, not a curated record
GUCUUCGAGAGCUUCCCCGAGGACUUGAAGGCUGCGAUCAAGAUUGGGACACAGGAUGAAGUCAAUAAAGUGCUGGGCAGUGUGGAUGCUAGCGUUGCGGAAGAUGCAGUGGGAAAACUUGAUGCGGCUAGUAUCGUGAAUUUCGCAUCGCGAGGUGUUUAG